AUGGCGGAAGCUUGCUUUUCAGAGAGGAGAAGUUUUCCUCCAUUAUCCCUCCCUGCAACCCUUUUCGAUGGACUUCCCUACGAUUCCAGGAUGACGGCGCAUGAGGCGGCUGUUAAGCAAUCACGAGCUCGAAUUAAAGAUGAGAUGAAUAGGAGUAUAUUUACUGACAUAAAUGAAUUUGAGAAACAUUGUGGGAAGGUAUCAAAAGCGAAUAAGGUUAUAGUUCCUGCAGUGUCAGCACUCAAGUUUCCUUCCCUUGAAGUCUACUUCACGAAUGGUUCUAAGCUUAAACUUCCCGUGACCUCCAAAGAAGAUGAAGCAAAUUUGUCCUCAUCAAAUAUGGCUAAGCUGUCCCUAACCUCGAAAACUAAUGAUACGAAUGUGUUGACGUCAGAUAUUGCUGAAAUAGACAGUGCUAAGGCGUCUUUAAUAUGUCUAUCUUUUCGGGAAAACUCGCGGGCUAUGGUUGACUCGUGGACCUCACCCUUCUUGAAAGCAUUUGCACAUUCAAGUGAUGUUCGUCUGUACGAGGUGUCCUUAACGGAUCAAUGGUUAUUGUCACGUAAGCUCAUAAGGAAACUACUUCUUAAGUACAUGAGGAAACCUGCGCAUACAGAGAAUCAAGAUGCUCUGCAGAGGCAGAUCGUUUAUUCCUAUGGCGAUCAUUAUUACUUCAGGAAGGAGCUUAAAACAGUAAAUCUUCUUUCAGGAUAUGCAUUCUUACUCGACAAUUCUGGUAGAAUACGGUGGUCAGGUACUGCUCCAACAGAGGAGGAGGUGUCGUCGCUUUUACGUUGCACAUCCAUGCUGCUGGAGGAGAAGUAA
Salvia hispanica is the source of this 825-nucleotide messenger RNA. Lineage: Eukaryota; Viridiplantae; Streptophyta; Magnoliopsida; Lamiales; Lamiaceae. The record is from RefSeq and is a predicted model, not a curated record.